AUGACCAAGCCAGACACAGCCCGCUUGAUGGAAAUGUACAUGAGCCAGCCCCUCAGUAUGUAUUGUCAAUUUCAUCCAUUUCGAUGGACCGCGAGUGAAACUUCCAGUCGUGGUAUGAACCGCAUCGCAUCGAGGAGCAUGAUCGUGACGGUAGCUGGCACCGGACUCAUGUGCGGGGUUAUUCGAAAGCGCAGUCGGUGUGAGGGGAGGCGAACCUGCCAAGGCCAGAAAGCCGGGAUUGGAAUUGUCGGAAUAGGUUGGUGUUUGUGA
Molecule: messenger RNA, 270 nt
Organism: Podospora pseudocomata
Lineage: Eukaryota; Fungi; Ascomycota; Sordariomycetes; Sordariales; Podosporaceae
Exons: 1
Coding region: 1-270 (89 amino acids)
Source: RefSeq, a predicted model, not a curated record